Annulohypoxylon maeteangense is the source of this 2191-nucleotide messenger RNA. Its product is annotated as Alpha/Beta hydrolase protein. The coding region runs from base 77 to 1903 and encodes 608 amino acids. Gene Ontology annotation, biological process: lipid metabolic process. Lineage: Eukaryota; Fungi; Ascomycota; Sordariomycetes; Xylariales; Hypoxylaceae. The transcript is spliced from 9 exons. The record is from RefSeq and is a predicted model, not a curated record.
AGCUCGAAAUUAUAUAAGGCGAUGAGGUCGGAGGCAAGCCUCUGUUUCAUAUCACUCUUCCCCAAGCGUAAUCAAGAUGGCUACCCCAAGGAAUGUCUCUGUUGAGGUCUCAGGUCCCCUCAUCCAAGCGCUGACCUGCUUCAACGGAUCCGAGCCUGGUGUAAGAUUGGACCGGCUCAACGACAGAAGUCUCGAGAACCCAGACAAUUCUUUUGGUGUUACUCGCACUUUCAACAUAGUUCCUAUCCCCAAUGGAGGCCAAGGUCACUUUGCACUGCAGUCAAAGUUUAACCAUGCGUAUCUGGGCUUCAAUGUGAGAGAUCGGCGGCUCAUGAUGCGACAUGUUCAGUUUCCUCCACCCGAAUCUUUUCGCUUCGCUUAUUCCCUGAAAAUCCCACAUUGCUAUGACGAGGAUGGCGCUCCCGUUCACAUCAUGGCUGCAGACGCCAAACCAGUUAAUGACCCCAACAGCGCCAGCACGGAGUUUCAGCUAUUCGUACGCCCUUUCCAGGGACUGACACCAGCAAGCACUGUUGAUGAGUCAUGGAAGCAACAGCUUGCUCUAAUCAGCGUUCUCGGAGAAAAGAAGUCUUCUGACGAGGACGAAUAUUCCGAAGUGCGGGGAUUCGGUGGUGGCGGCAGUACGGAUAUCGAUAAUUCGGAGCAGCUUGCGAUGGUUGCGGAGAUGCAGAAGACGGGAGAUUUGCGAACAGCUAUUAACACUCUCGCUGAGGAAAAAUACGAUGAUGCUACAAACCAGGGUGUUUCGCCAGAUGCUACUGUCAAAGUGGCCCAGCUUCUGUGUAUCAUGGAUCAGUGUGUUUACAUGAGGGACAUCGAAAAUGAGGAGCGUAUACAUUCAGAGCUGCAGCCACAUGCAGCUGAGAUUAAAGAAGCUGUCCGGCAUUCCCGGCCGAUUAGCAAGGCUACCUUGGACGCAAUGAUGAAAGCUCAGGUGAAGGGAGACAGAGCUACACAGAAGAUACAGGAGGUGGCAUCAAGAAUGGGGCUCGACUACCUACCCAUCUGCAACUUCUCUUCCGACGGAUCACUUCUCCGCAACGGUCCCUACUGUGGCGCAUUUUAUGGGCACAGUGAAGCUAAGAAGCCGUUUAUUGUUGUGGCAUUCAAGGGGACUGGAAGGUUAAAAGAAUGGAUCACGGAUAUCAAAUUUAAUAUGAAGGACGCUGUCGGGUCAAGUCCGCUGAAGGGCAUGUGCCAUAUCGGAUUCUUCGAUGGUGUAUUCAAAGACUUCCCAUGUGAUCUGUCAUCGGACAAAUCAAUCCGACUGGCUUUACCAUUCCAAAUGAUGAGAAACCAGCUCUGGAAACUUGAGAGGAAGGUCUUAGCCAAAACCUUUCCAUUUGGGCUGAGAGUCCAAGCGUGGGUGACUGGCCAUUCUCUUGGUGGAGCAUACGCGACGAACUGCUGGGCUGGCAUGCUAGCAGAUAUGCAUUUUAUGCACACAACAAUUCGCGAUCUCAUAACAUUCGGAAGUCCGCGAGUGGGCGACAAAACGUACGCCACCUAUGCAGGCAGCCUUAAGGGGUUUCGGAAAUCGUGGAGGUUCGUCAACGGGAACGAUUUGGUAGCAAGGGCGCCGUGUGUAACCUUUUGGCUGAAGAGCUAUUACCACAUAGACUCGAUGGUGAACAUUUCUCCGGUUCGAAUUGCUUUAGGUAACUCGGAGCUUAGAACCAAUCAAGCCAUGGAAGUAGCAACAGAAGAUGCCACGGAAGACGCCACGGAAGAAGGCAUGACGGAUGAAAGCGAUCUCGAGGUGAUCAAUCAGGAUGAGUAUCACAUCCAAGGUGAUAUCUUUGGGAUUGCGGACCACAGCUUGAAAAAAUACUGGGCGUCCUUGAGGAACGGCACUCUUGAGAACCACAAUCCAUGGCCUUGAUGUUGAUGCAAGCGUAUGGACUCGUAGAGGUGUAUCGAGUUGAGAUAGUGAUGAGAAGUUGCGCGCUGCCUGUAGUUAGUAGAGUUUGAGUCUAAAAUAUAGUUGUUCUAGAAGUUAAGGUUAGGUUUCGGCUCGGUCCGGAUAAGUCAAUGAAGUCUCUAGGGCUAUCCUUGGUCUCUGGCUAAACAUCGCUUAGUAGCGUCAUAGCAUUCAAAAUAUAGAGGACUUCGGGCAAAACAUCUUGUCCGAUCACCAUUUGCACCGCCAAAGUGGACGGAAGGAAUCGAC